AUGAAGAUCAAGCCCAAAGUUCCAAACACAGUCGUAGUCAACACACUACUGACUGUAGUCUUCUUCCUCUUUGUUUCUCUCACAUUCCAAAUUGCAGAAGCCAAGAUUCAUCGUCACACUUUCGCGAUAGAGACAAAAGCGUACACUCGACUUUGUGAUACCAAGAAGAUAUUGACGGUGAACGGAGAAUUCCCCGGACCAACGUUAAAAGCCCACCGUGGAGAUAAGCUCGUCGUCAAUGUCAUCAACAACGCAAACUACAAUAUUACCCUCCACUGGCACGGAGCGAGACAAAUCAGGAAUCCGUGGUCUGACGGACCUGAAUAUGUGACUCAAUGUCCGAUCCGGCCAGGAGAGAGCUAUGUAUACAGAAUUGAUCUAACGGUCGAAGAAGGCACCAUUUGGUGGCACGCACAUACCCAAUGGGCACGUGCCACUGUCCAUGGAGCGUUUAUAGUCUACCCAAAACGUGGCUCGUCUUAUCCUUUUCCCAAGCCUCACCUUGAAAUCCCUCUCAUUUUAGGUGAAUGGUGGGCGAAGAAAAACAUAAUGGGUAUACCGGGAAACGCCAACAAAACCGGAGGUGAACCAGCCAUCUCUGAUGCGUAUACCAUAAACGGACAACCCGGUUAUCUAUACCCCUGCUCUAAACCGGAUACAUUCACAGUAACGGUGGUGCGUGGUCGCCAAUACCUUCUCCGGAUUAUCAACGCCGUGAUGGACGAAGAGCUCUUCUUUGCAAUCGCUAACCAUUCCUUAACCGUUGUCGCAAAAGAUGGUCUCUACUUAAAACCGUUCACAACUAAUUACCUAAUGAUCACUCCCGGCCAAUCCAUGGACGUCCUCCUCCAUGCAAACCAGCGGUCUGACCGGUACUUUUUAGCUGCUCGAGCUUACUCCUCCGCUUUUGGUGCCGGUUUUGACAAAACCACCACCACAGCCAUCUUACAAUACAAAGGUGUUUCUUUAACCGAUGAUGUAAACCAAAAUCCACCGGUUUUGCCUUAUUUGCCUCCGUACAAUCAUACCGAGGCAACCACUCGGUUCACUAAACAAUUUAGAAGCCUUCUAUCCGGUGACCGUCCGGUUAACGUCCCGGUUAAAAUCGACACUCGUCUUCUCUACGCGAUCUCGGUGAAUUUGCUGAAUUGCUCCGACGAUCAACCCUGUACCGGCCCUUUUGGGAAGAGAUUCUCGUCGAGCAUUAACAACAUCAGCUUCGUAAACCCUUCGAUCGACAUUCUCCGAGCUUAUUAUGGCCGCAUCGGAGGCGUUUUCCAGGAAGAUUUCCCGAGAAAUCCGCCGACGGAAUUCAACUACACCGGAGAGAAUCUUCCGUUUCCGACGAGGUUCGGGACGAAAGUGGUGGUACUCGAUUUCAAUUCGAGCGUCGAGCUGGUUUUGCAGGGUACGAACGUGUUGGCCUCGGAUAACCACCCGAUCCAUCUCCAUGGUUAUAGCUUCUAUGUCGUGGGUUCGGGUUUUGGGAAUUUCGAUCGCCGGAAAGAUCCGUUGAGGUACAACCUAGUUGAUCCACCGGAGGAGACCACCGUCGGAGUUCCCCGUAACGGUUGGACCGCCGUCAGAUUCAUAGCUAAUAAUCCAGGGGUAUGGUUGUUGCAUUGUCAUAUAGAGAGACAUGCCACAUGGGGAAUGAACACAGUGUUCAUAGUGAAAGAUGGACCGACGGAAUCAUCUCGAAUGCUCAAGCCUCCUCCCGAUCUACCUUCCUGUUAG
Microthlaspi erraticum is the source of this 1737-nucleotide messenger RNA. NCBI's taxonomy places the organism in Eukaryota, Viridiplantae, Streptophyta, Magnoliopsida, Brassicales, Brassicaceae. The record is from the annotation of a GenBank genome assembly.